Messenger RNA from Chrysochloris asiatica (Cape golden mole), 1387 nucleotides. It is a transcript of the gene DGAT2, whose product is annotated as diacylglycerol O-acyltransferase 2. Gene Ontology annotation, cellular component: endoplasmic reticulum membrane. Gene Ontology annotation, biological process: triglyceride biosynthetic process. Lineage: Eukaryota; Metazoa; Chordata; Mammalia; Afrosoricida; Chrysochloridae. The record is from RefSeq and is a predicted model, not a curated record. The transcript is spliced from 9 exons. Gene Ontology annotation, molecular function: diacylglycerol O-acyltransferase activity.
AUGACACUUGGCAAGUCAGUGGCAGAGCUGCCCUCGCUUGGGCGCUGUUCCCGGGCUCCCGUGCGCUGCGCGUAGCCCUGGCCCUAGCGGCCGGGGCAUGGGCCAGGGGUGCGGGGUAAGGCGGCUUCUCUCCUGGCGGUGACCUGCACCUGCUUCAACAUGAAGACCCUCAUAGCCGCCUACUCUGGGGUCCUGCGUGGCACUGGCUCCAGCAUCCUCUCAGCCCUCCAGGACCUCUUUUCCAUCACCUGGCUCAAUAGAUCCAAGGUGGAAAAGCAGCUGCAGGUCAUCUCGGUGCUGCAAUGGGUCUUGUCCUUUCUCGUGCUGGGAGUGGUCUGCAGCGUCAUCCUCAUGUACACGUUUUGUACCGACUGCUGGCUCAUCGCUGUGCUCUACUUCACCUGGCUGGCGUUUGACUGGAACACACCUAAGAAAGGUGGCAGGAGGUCACAGUGGGUCCGAAACUGGGCUGUGUGGCGCUACUUUCGAGACUACUUUCCCAUCCAGCUGGUGAAGACACACAACCUGCUGACCACCAGGAACUAUAUCUUUGGAUACCACCCCCAUGGCAUUAUGGGCUUGGGGGCCUUCUGCAACUUCAGCACCGAGGCCACAGAAGUAAGCAAGAAGUUCCCUGGUAUAAGACCCUACUUGGCCACUCUGGCCGGCAACUUCCGGAUGCCAGUGCUGAGGGAGUACCUGAUGUCCGGAGGCAUCUGUCCUGUCAACCGGGAUACCAUAGACUACUUGCUUUCAAAGAACGGGAGUGGCAAUGCUAUCAUCAUCGUAGUGGGGGGUGCAGCUGAGUCUCUGAGCUCCAGGCCUGGCAAGAAUGCUGUCACCCUGCGCAACCGCAAGGGCUUUGUGAAACUGGCCCUACGUCAUGGAGCAGACCUGGUUCCCAUCUACUCCUUUGGGGAGAAUGAAGUGUACAAGCAGGUGAUCUUCGAGGAGGGCUCCUGGGGCCGAUGGGUCCAGCAGAAGUUCCAGAAGUACAUCGGUUUCGCUCCUUGUAUCUUCCAUGGCCGAGGCUUCUUCUCCUCUGACACCUGGGGGCUGGUGCCCUACUCCAAACCCAUCACCACUGUCGUGGGUGAGCCCAUCACCAUUCCCAAAGUGGAACAACCAACCCAGAAGGACAUUGACCUGUACCACGCCAUGUACAUGGAGGCCCUGGUGAAGCUCUUCAACAACCAUAAGACCAGUUUUGGCCUCCCAGAGACUGAGGUCCUGGAGGUGAACUGAGCCAGCCCUCAGGAACCAGGGAGGAACCAGCUGCCAAUCGGUUUUCUGCCACGUUCUCGAGUACUUUUUGUUCUGUAAAUUUGGAAGCAUCAUGGGUGUCUGUGGGUUAUUUAAAAGAAAUUAUAAUAAUUUUGUUAAACCA